Molecule: messenger RNA, 1275 nt
Organism: Ceraceosorus guamensis
Lineage: Eukaryota; Fungi; Basidiomycota; Exobasidiomycetes; Ceraceosorales; Ceraceosoraceae
Exons: 1
Coding region: 151-1236 (361 amino acids)
Source: RefSeq, a predicted model, not a curated record
CCGAGGAUCAUCAACCCUGACCGAAUCAAGCCACCUCCCCGCUAUUUUUGUGCCGAGACUUCGCACGAUUGUCUCGCAGACUCCACGUCCUGCUUCGAGGAUCAUCAAUCCUGACCGAAUCAAGCCACCUCCCAUGGAGUCCGCGAGACAAUGUGGUUGGACCACAUUGUCCCUUCGGACCACAUUGUCUCGCGGACACCACGUCCUGCUCCGAGGAUCAUCAACCCUGUCCGGAUCAAGCCACCUCCCAUGCGCUCUGAUCGUGCCACAAUCGCACACGGCAGCAGCUCUCGUCAGCAAACACCGUCGAGGUCGAAUGACGCUGGCUUACAGGUCGAUGGCUCUCACCAACGCCACGACCAGUCCUCACCUUAUGAGGAUCACGUCGGCCGCGCUGCGCACUUCGGGCCUAUGUCACGCAGUCCCCCACCGGUGGGUUCAUCUCGCGCUGAAUUGACUGCAUCAUCGUCUGCAGCGGGUGGUCCUGCGCGCAACGGCGGCAGCCAAGCGGGCGUCGAAGGCGCUCAUUAUGACGGGCCAUAUGGGCCGAACUCAAGCCAAAACUUUGCGUCCAUGCACUCUUUCUCACCGCCGCCACCGCUCGGCAUGGCUGCUUUCUUUGCGGCGCAGGCUGCCGAGAGCCCUGAGGGUGCAAAUCGCGCGCCGGCUGCUGAAUUGCAGCCAGUAGAAGCUGCUGGUCCGGUGAUCCCUCGGGUCACGGUUCCCCUCCGCGGCCGCGCCUUGGUGCCGCCGUCCACGCCAGUUGGCUCUCCCUCAACCCCAGAAAAGUCACCGGGCUUGGCUCACGGAUUGGGGGUCACGCCCCCCAUGACGCCGUCCCCGUCUCUGCAAAAGGGCAAGAGUCCAAUGAUGUUCAUUCCAAACAGGCCCUCGAGGAUUCCUGUCGCCGACCGAGAGGCAAGAGCUCGGGAGGGGCAGGAAAAACAAGCUGCGCACCGGGAAGACCUCCUGGCUGAAGCGCGACGACGCUGCGCGGCAACAGAUGCGGCAAAUGAGGCCGCGAGGGGCAAGCGACCAUCCUCUGCGAUGUCGCAAGCCAGCUCUGCUUCAUCCACGAAUGGUCGUCGGAGCGGCCCGGCGCUGUCCACAGCUGCAUCCACAGAAUCGGCGGAUCCUGUGGUGAAGCAGUUUGAUGCUCCGCCAACUAUUCCUUCUGCUCGUGCGACGCGCUCUGCCGCCGCCGCCUCUUCCACCAUGGCACAUCCUGCUCACUGACGAAGCGCCUCGCAUUCCAGCUGACGAUCUUCCCAAUCC